AAGAGAUUGGCUUUUUUUAAUGGUAUUUUGGUCUGUAGUGAAUGUGGCAACCUCUCUCACUAAACUCGUGCACAUAUUGUAAACUUUCCUCUCUAAACUCACGUGUGGUAAACUGUUCUUAACUGGAUAAAUUCUGGAUAAAAAGAGCUAUCUCAUGGUCAAAACACACGGAAAUUCUCUUUAAUAUAGCUGUACAUCAAAAUUAUUCUAUAAAAGUUAGCGAAAACAAAUAAGUUUCACUAAGUAUGGUGAACUUCUGAUGUGUUUCUUUUCCAUUCGUGAUGUUAUUGGCUUUCCUCUGCACUGCAGUCAUAUAAGUGAGCAUGUCCAUAAUCCAUCUACCCCUCUCUAACGCUCACUAAACCCCACCAGAAAUGACAUCAUGUUACUACGUUGAUGGCGGUGUUGGGGCGCUGUCUGAAGCAAUGGGUGGUAAAUGGAACAUUGUAUAAGGUCCAGCGAUAGAAGGAACUGUAUGUUUAUCAAAUAGUUCCACAUCUACUGCUGAAAUGCCCACCCGAGGUCGUGUCACCUGGGCACAAGUUAGAGAAGAUCUUCGCCUUGUCAGUUUGUCACUUUCUUUGGGAACCACAAUACUGAGUGAAGACACUUUUCUUGUUUUUACCUCAAUAUCUCCUGAACGAAUAAAGUGUCUCGGUUGUCGAUCAGUAAAUGUUGGAGCAGAUCUAAGUCUUCUAAAGGAACCUUCAGUCGAAGGCCUCUCACCAGAGUUCAUUCUGUUUUGCAACUUUUUACCACUUUUCAGUCUGUAAUGAAGCUUGUCUUCUUUUAACUCCUCUAAAGCAGAACCUUCGUUUUGUGUUCUAAAGUUUGGCAUACAUGUUUGACUUCUUGGUAUGCGCCGCAUGUCUUCCAAGCCGACUUUCUUGUGUUCACUUCGCUCAUGAGUGGUGUUAGCAAUGCCGCCAUUGUUUGAACUAUCUUCUGUGGCCGCUAUGCCAUCAAGAAUAUCGAAAGUUUCGUCGUUGUUGCUUGCUUUGAUCCCAACUUGACUAGUCUGAAGUUGUUCUUGAUCUUUGAUAAAUCGUAGCAAUAAAUCUCGUUUUGCUUUCGCGAGAUCUACCUUCUCCGUGGCAAGAUUGGUUUCCAUGUUAAUGAUGUUAAGUUGUUAAGAACGAGAGCCACAGCAGAUCGUUGCUUUAGUGUUGGAGCUUGCGUUCAAAUCUCUGUGGAUAGUAACUUUUAUAUGAUUCUUUUCUUUAAGUGAAAUAAUUUCGAUAAUUCGUCGUCGACUUACUUAGUCCUCAAGUAAACAUGGAAUAUUAAAUAUUUUCCCUUCAUCCACUAAUUACUGCUGGAUAAUCUGUCCCAGACACGGUACUGUAUUUCAGAUUAACACCCUUAAUCUUGCAUCGUUCAUCAAAAGCUUCCUUUAGCUGGAAAACUUUGUAUAUUUCUCUUAAAGUUGCUUGAAAUAGAAAGUUUUUUUACAAGAUCUUGUCCUGCGGUGUGUUACGAUGUGUAUUAGUAAUUAUAAUUGCCAAGGUAACCUACAUUGUGGUCCGUGGUUAAAACGCCUUCUUUUCAAACUAUUUAAUAUUUAUUGCGCCUCAUUAUUUAUUGUUUUGACACUAAUGAAUUUUGUUCACAAAGAAAUUGCGCAGUGAAUUCAGGUCAUUAACAUAACGAACUCUUCUUUGUUGGGCAAAAGUUCAGUGAUAUUAAAAAAACAAAAAAUCUGGAGCCUCUCUAUGAUAGCGCGUGGCACGAAAAAGGAUCUCAAAUGUGGUUUUUUAGGUGGGGGGUUGGAGGGAAAAUGUCAUGAUUCUCAAGAAUAGCCACAGAAUUUUUUUCAGAACUUUGGUCCAUAUGCCCCCUCCUUCCCCCCUGCCCCCUACUCCCCCCCCCCGCUUUUUUUUUAAAUUGAGUCACUGAUAUCUUAGAUUGAGGAUGAAAUGAUUCAGUGCAUUUCCUGUGAAGAUUGGUUCCACUCAAGAGUAAGUAGCUCAAAAGAUUAAAUUUCUAAAUAGAUUGGAUAUGGCAAACAACUUCUGGGGGGGGGGGGGAGUAGGGAGUUAUUGACCAAUGGAGAGUCAAUUAGAAUGUUGUUCUACAAUGGCAGCAUCUUGGCAAUCUUCCACCAUUGGAUGGUGAUUACAGUGAGAUGAUCUGUGACCAGUGCAUGGAGAAGACCAGUUUCAUGCAAGCAUACCUACCAUAUUCAUUACCAAGUCAGCAGAUUUGUACCAUCAAGAAAUGCGAUACAAAUGAAAGCGUUGACGUACAAGGAAUUGAAAAUGAACCGGGAAACUGUUCGGCGAACAGCGGCGUGUUUUCCGACGUGAAAUCUGAGGAUGAACACAGCACAGAUAAGGAGGUAUGUUGUCUGUAUUUGUGGGCUUCAUUCAGAGCAUUUUUUACAUUGAAUUGAGCAGGGUUCAACCUCAAAUAUAUCGAUAAUUAUGCUGCACGAGAAUGAGCAAUGAUUCUAUAAAACAAGGGCUGGUUGUUCGUAGCACGUUUAGCUUAAACGGCGGAUGAGUCCAAAAUAUAAAGCAAGUCUAUGUUGUCAUUGAACAAUCAAAAUAUUUUUUCCAAUCUAAAAAAGAGCACUUUUGUAUAGAAGUACGUAAAUUUUAAAAAUUUAUGUGUUUUUAAACAAAUUUAAAAUGUAUAAUAAAAAUUAUAUCUAUAUAUAAUUUCUAUAUUUAUAUUGUAUAUUUUUUAUUUUUUAUAUUAUGUAUUAAUAUAAAAAAUACUUUAUAUAUAAUGUACGUAUAAUAUAAAUUAUAUACAUUGUAUAUUAUAAUUUAUAUGAUAUAUAUACCAGUUGAUCUGGAAACACGGAAAAGUACUGGCACUAGUACAAAAUAUGCAAAAUGGAUUUCUAUUCGGUAGCUAGUUCCAGGCCUUUUGCACACGGUCAGAUCAGCUAGCUUAUAUAUAAAUAUAUAUAUAUUACGCCAAUAUAUUAUCUUCUCUCCUUACAACUGCCAGACCUCGCCACAGAAAGCGCCCAAAAGAAAGUUAAGCGAAGGAGCUGGUGACGAGCCAAGCGAAGCGCAUGGCGAGACAUCUUCAAAGAAGUUGUGCGAAGAGAAAAAUUCCGAGAAAACUGCGAAAGACAAGACCGAAUGCAUUUAUCAAAAACUUCUCGGAAACGAAAAAAAGAAAUCUGGUUGCACUUAUUGGAAAAAUGGCUGGAGGGCGAAGUUGUGUUCUUGUCAAGCGUGCAAGGUAUGAUGGGAUGCAUUGCCAUUAACAUCCCAUCUGCGUGAAGACAACAUCACGGUACCCAGUAUAUGAUGUAGAGCAAGAUCAUUUAUUUUCAUUUUCUAGCUAAUGUACAAAGAACAGGAUGUCGAAUUUCUUAUGGACGAAUCGGAUACCAUAAUAUCGUACGAAGAUCGCGGUCAGUCACGGAGAGAACAACAGUCCAGUUCUUACGACUCCAGUCUCAAUGCGUUGAACAGUCUAGGCAGAGUCCAGCAAAUAGAGAUCCUACACGGUAAGAGAAACGUAGUAUUUGGCGGGGGCGUGGCUUGGGGGGAAGGGACAGGAGGGGGGUGGUUUGGGGGGGGGCGUGGCGAGGAGGAGGCGCCCCUGAUCGUAGUCCAGGGUCUGAUUGUUGACUGGAGGUAUCGAUAUCAUUCCAAAAUUUUCGGUCUUCUUCCUUGUCCAGGUUACAAUGAUAUGAAGACACAACUGACCAGUUACCUCGCUGACUUUGCCAAAGAAGGAAAGGUAUCAUGACAAAGUUAUCAAGAUUUCACAAUAUCAACAAGCAGCAAAGGUUCAACUCACUAUCCAAAUGAUGCAAUAAGAUUCGACGUUUUGACCCAUUCUCGGCCCUUCCCACUAAUUCCCAAAACGUUGAAUCUUAUUAUAUCGUUUAGCUAGUGGGUAGAACUUUUGCUACUUGUCCGCUACCUACACUGGCCACAUAAUUUGAGCAUAUCUCACAAUACCUUGUUUGGUAUAACUUUACAGACCGUUACAAAAGAAGACAUCCAAACAUUUUUUCAAAAACUCCAAGAGAAGAAAAACAAAGACUCCGGAAAUAUUCCACAUUUUUGCAGAUGACAUUCCUAUUUAUUCGGUAUAGCAGGAACAUUUUUGCCACGACAGCUUAGCCAACGGAGUUUAAAAAUCUUAAUUACUGUAGAUCACAACAGAACAUACAUGUUGUCAUUUAUGUUAGUUUUCAGCUAGACACUUAUAUAAAUUAUUCAAUAUCGUUGACAAUUGACAAAUUUCAUUGUUUUACAAUUUUUCAUUGUAAUUGCUGUAAGUUUAUCCUUCAUUCCGUAGCUGAAACGCCCCAAGACUUGUAAUCAUCUUUUCGGACUUCCAUGUUACCAGCAACUCAGCACUCUGGUAGAACACUAAAAAACAAAACUGGUAAAAAAAACACGCCUAUUAACCUCAAUAUGGCGUGUGGUGACGUACUUACUUUCUAACACAGAUGGAUAUUUUUCGUUCAUUGAUUUCCUAUAAUCUACAGAAAAGAAAAAGAUUGUGUAAAUUGCGAAGCUGGGGCACAUUAUCUACUGUAUAAUUCUUUAACUCUUACACUUCAAUGCCAACUUCGUACCCAGGCCCUUCUCAAGUUUUCCCGCGUUGAAAUCGAGACUGGUACUCCGGCAAGCAAAACCCGACUUUUGCGCCAGAGUCUCGAUUUCCACGCUGGAAAACUUGAGAAGGACCUGGGUACGAGGUUGCUAGAAUUUGAAAUUCGAAUGCGUCCAGUUUUUAUAUAGCGCUCAGCGGGAGAGCAAUUAUGACCGUAGGAAUAAUGCAUUGUGGGAAUGCUGUCCCACUGAGCGCUAAAUAAAAACUGGACACAUUCUGGGCUACCUGACCCCUAUGUAUGACAACUGUUGACCCACAGCAAAGCAAAAAUUACGACUUGACAUAUCGACCUCUGGUCAUGACGCACGAGGGAAAGAGACACACGGUAAGCGAUGUUAUGAGUGCAGGUAAACAAGAAGAAAUCGCUUGUUUAACAUCAUCAACGUUUGUUAUCUAAUCAGUCUACUGUGCUAUUGUGCAAAAUUUGUAAAAUAAGUUGGCAAGUAAAUUUUCACCAAUACAAAUUCUUUUGAGAAAGCAAGAGUAUAGGAUAAAUUUGGCACAAAUUAGCAUUCUUUUGCACAAGUGCACUAGUGACUAUUUUCUCCAAAAAUUUGGUUUCUAAAUUUGCAGAACAUUUGCGACCUUGCAAAUUUGAUGAAAUCGCAAACUGGCACUGAUUGCAAAAUUAGUGCAAACCUAUUUUUUUCCUACCGUGUAGGUUGAAAAUAUAAGGAUUUUGUUGAGAAACAUUUUGAUCUAACGUGAAGAAUGGUUUUUCUCUUUCUGGGAGAUACGGUUUCUCUCAAUCAGUCCCGUUUUCACUUGCAAUUAUUGCUGCCAUUCCCGGGCGCAAUUUCCUCUCUUUGAUGGAUGUGAAUGAGUAGAUUAAUGAUAAAUGUGCUGACCGCGUGUUUCCUCAACCGAACAUUUGUAACGAAGCUAGGUUGUAUCAAAGGCGUUUAGCUUAAACGGUCCAUAAGCAAAAUUAUCGCUCCUAUUUAUUUUGUAAACAGUUGCACCUAAUUUUUCUGAACUUCAUGCAUAAUUGUUAUGUUUAGACAGAAAAGUUAAGUUUGCUUGUAAUCUAUAAUUUUGUUUCAUUGAUAUUUUUUACUUAAGCCCCGUUUACACGAGCAAAUUUUAUGUGGCAAAUUUUAUUUGGCACAUAAAAGUUAAUACGCCAGUUUUUCAAAAAAUGUAUUUGCCUCACAGAAAUUGCCCAAUUUUGCAGUUCUACACGGGUAAAUAAAAAUUGUCACAGAAAAAUUGCUCGUGCAGAAAGGUAUAUCCACCGUUUGGCUACAUGCCUUUUACCCUAUAGGUAAACAUCACAAAAUAUACAGAAUUCUAGUUGGCUGCAUGUGCACUUCACUUCUUAUAUUUUUGUUUGUCUCUUAAGUAUUUGAUUCAUUUAUACUACAUCAUACUAUGAUACUCUUCAACCUUUUCCUCUAAUGCAAUGUUUGCCAUUGUUAUUUCGUUCCACAGGGCUCCGUAUUCUUCGCUCUACCCGAUGGCAAUGGUUUGUUGUACAACGUGACUGGAGUAUCUGAAGCGCCUAAAGCCAUCAGUAAUAUUGCUCGAGAUAUACCAUGCAAAACUGACUACACUGAAUUAUUGACAGUUAGCAACUGGUUGAAGAAACCUCAAAGGUACUAA
Molecule: messenger RNA, 6195 nt
Organism: Paramuricea clavata
Lineage: Eukaryota; Metazoa; Cnidaria; Anthozoa; Malacalcyonacea; Plexauridae
Source: the annotation of a GenBank genome assembly